Angiostrongylus costaricensis is the source of this 1797-nucleotide messenger RNA. The record is from the annotation of a GenBank genome assembly. NCBI's taxonomy places the organism in Eukaryota, Metazoa, Nematoda, Chromadorea, Rhabditida, Metastrongylidae.
AUGUGUAGAAUACUACAAAACUGUUGUUAUUUAGAAGUGGCGCCAUCUUCGAUUUGUAACGCUACAAAGAUUUUUGUGAACGGCGCUUGGGUGGGAAUUCAUCGUGACCCAGAACACCUUAUGACAACGCUUAAGAAAGUUCGAAGGGGAAAGGACAUCAUUGUGUCAGAGGUGUCGAUGGUACGAGACAUAAGAGAUCGAGAAAUUCGUAUUUACACUGAUGCAGGCCGUGUUUGUCGACCAUUAUUAAUCGUAGAAAAUCAGAAACUUGCAUUGAAAAAUAGUCAUAUCGAUAAGUUGAGGGAACAUGAAUUAGGGUCUAAUUAUAGCUGGUCAGAUCUCGUUGAAGGUGGGGUAGUUGAACUGAUCGAUGCAAUGGAAGAAGAAACGGUGAUGCUGGCUAUGACACCCGAGGACCUAAAAGUUGGAGUCUAUUGCGACACUUACACUCAUUGUGAGAUCCAUCCUGCAAUGAUCCUUGGAGAAAGGCAAUUCGUUUCUUUUCAGAGCGCUAUGGGUAAACAAGCUAUGGGUGUGUAUACAACAAAUUUCCACGCUCGUUUGGAUACGCUUGCUCAUGUGUUGUAUUACCCACAGAAACCUUUGGUCACUACUAACUCGAUGGAAUAUCUAAGGUUCAACGAGCUUCCUGCCGGUAUAAAUGCUAUCGUAGCCAUUUUAUCUUAUUCUGGUUACAACCAAGAAGAUUCUGUGAUUAUGAAUCAGUCGGCUAUAGAUAGAGGGCUGUUCAGAUCAGUGAGCUUUGGAAUUAACUUUGUGUACUUCUGUUUACUUAACGUUUUAUCACCUUUUCUUUUACCGGUUUUCUAUCGUUCCUAUCGCGAUCAAGAGUCCAACGUUGAUGUAGAUAAUGAGGAAUCCAUCGAGAAACCCACUCCUGAAAAUUGCUCUGGAAUGAGACGGUGUCUCUAUGACAAGUUGGAUGAGGACGGCAUUAUCUCUCCUGGAAUGCGUGUUUCUGGGGACGAUGUUAUCAUUGGGAAAACUAUUGCGUUUCCUGAAGUGGACAACGAUUUGGAUGCGAGUAGUAGGAGGUACAUUAAACGAGAUGCAUCAACAUUCCUUAGACCCUCUGAGACUGGUGUGGUUGAUCAGGAAGAUAUGCCAUUCACUUGCGAGGGUUUAACACCAGAUAUAAUUAUUAAUCCACACGCUGUUCCAUCUCGCAUGACUAUUGGUCAUUUGAUUGAAUGUCUGCAAGGAAAGCUAGCGGCCAAUAAAGGAGAGAUGGGAGAUGCCACUCCAUUCAACGACGCUGUCAAUGUACAGAAAAUAAGUAACCUCUUGCAAGAAUAUGGUUACCAUCUCCGAGGAAAUGAGAUUAUGUACAAUGGUUUUUGCAUUUUUUUCUGUUAUUCACUAGUUCAGGUAUUCUUUGGCCCUACAUAUUAUCAACGACUGAAACACAUGGUGGACGACAAAAUCCAUUCGCGUGCAAGAGGACCGCUUCAAAUAAUGAGCAGACAGCCAACGGAGGGUCGGGCCAGAGAUGGAGGUCUACGAUUUGGCGAAAUGGAACGCGAUUGCCAGAUUUCCCACGGAGCUGCACAAUUUCUGCGUGAGCGCCUUUUCGAAGUCUCGGAUCCUUACCAUGUUUAUGUUUGCAAUAAUUGUGGGCUCCUCGUUAUUGCGAACCUUCGAACCAAUAGCUUCGAAUGCAAGGCUUGCCAUAACAGAACACAAGUAUCGGCAGUCCGCAUACCGUUUGCUUGCAAAUUGUUGUUCCAAGAACUCAUGGGAAUGUCGAUCGCUCCACGACUGGUGCUGGAUUCUUGA